AUGUCUUCCAUAAUUAGGGCAGAGGAUGAGCAAUCCUCGGAACCACCGUCUCUGAUUCUAUCACUUCUUGAAGACCUUAUCGUCGACAUCCUAGCUCGUGUACCGAGAUUCGACUAUCCAAAACUCUCCCUCGUUUCAAAGCACAUCCGGUCACUUGUUACGUCGCCUUAUUUAUACGCGAGACGGUCCUCGUUGCGCUGCACCGAACACUGUAUCUAUGUUGUCCUCUAUAACGCCGAUUCCUUUAAACGUUGGUAUAUUCUCUCCCGGAAACCUAACGGCAACCGUCACUUGGUGCUUAUCCCUUCGCUUCCGGCUAUGUGCGGUGGAAGGUGUGUCGCGGUGGGCUCGAGAAUAUACAUGUUUGGCGGAGUUAACCUUGAAAACAUGCAUCAGCGUGCCUUGAGCAUCGACUGUAGAUCUCACACGGUGCAAACCCUCCCUACAAUGCCUAUAUCCUCGGUUAUCGCAGUCGCUGGCAUCAUUGAUGGGAAAAUAUAUGUAAUUGGAAAUGUUUCUCUCUGCUCGACGAAGGUCAUGGUAGUGUUCAAUACAGAAACACAAACGUGGGAGCCAGAGAUGAUAGACAUGGAUCUGCUAGGUCCAAUGUGGCCUGGUCGUGUGGUGGUGUUGGGUGAUAAGAUAUACAUGAGGGAUUAUGAGAAUACUUUUGUUUACGAGCCAAAAGAAAGUAAAUGGGAAACAGACGAGAUGUUUAAUUAUGAGAAGUGGGAGAAUGCGUGCGUCGUUGAGGGCGUGUGGUACUAUUACGAUUGGUUGGAGGAAAAGUUGAGAGCGUAUGAUCCAAAGAAGAGGUGUUCAGGAGUGGUGAAUGGUUUGGAAUUAGAGUUGUUGCUUAAGACGAAAGGUUCAUGGUCGUUAGAGACAGCGAGUUACGGUGGGAAGCUGGCUAUUUUUUUUACUAAAGCAGUUGACGUAAAAACAGAUGAGGUUUGGUAUGCGGAGAUUACGAUGGAAAGACGCAAAGGAGGGGAGAUUUGGGGGAACGUUGAAUGGUGUGGUCCGGUUACGGAUCCUGGAGAAGUUUACUUAGCAGAACCUCUAGCUGUUAUUGUUUGA
Molecule: messenger RNA, 1080 nt
Organism: Microthlaspi erraticum
Lineage: Eukaryota; Viridiplantae; Streptophyta; Magnoliopsida; Brassicales; Brassicaceae
Source: the annotation of a GenBank genome assembly